Nerophis ophidion (straightnose pipefish) is the source of this 5372-nucleotide messenger RNA. It is a transcript of the gene doc2a, whose product is annotated as double C2-like domains, alpha. NCBI's taxonomy places the organism in Eukaryota, Metazoa, Chordata, Actinopteri, Syngnathiformes, Syngnathidae. The transcript is spliced from 11 exons. The record is from RefSeq and is a predicted model, not a curated record. Bases 272 to 1633 code for a protein of 453 amino acids.
UUCUCGCCCCCCUUCACUUCACUUCCUUCUCCUCCAGCAUGUCCAUGUCAUGUCUCCCAUUUGCUCCUCAUUUUUUAUCACAACUUGAACUAUGAGUGCGUUUAAUAUUUAAUCAUAAACGUUGAGCACGCUCGGUCCUGCGAGUCCUCCCUCAUCUCCCUCCACCCCCCGCCUUCUAUCUACUCUGCGCUCCUCUCUUCCCCACCUGUUAGUCCGUCUCCCUCGCUGCUCUGCGCUGGAAUCUCCUCUUCAUCUUCUUCGCAUAUUUUUUAUGAGGACUUUCACACUUGAUCUAAGUCUUUCGACCUUCAUCCCAAUGACUGUGCGGAAAGGAAAAACUCUAGCCAUCACCAUCCAGGAGCACAUGGCCAUCGACGUCUGUCCGGGGCCGAUCCGGCCCAUCCGCCAAAUAUCGGCCUACUUCCCCCGUCUCUCGCCCACUUCCUCUUUCUCGGAGCCACUGUCUCCCAAUCAGACAGGAGCUGCUUCCGCCCUCAGUCCUGGUAGUGCAGGUCAAGUUGGAGCUGGAGGAGGGAGUGGCGGCCUGCUGUCACCGUUGUUAGCAGCAGGAGGCUGUGGCGGGGGCGGAGGCUCGCUCUCUGCUAUGAGCAGCAUUGACACCUCCAUCGAGGUCGACAGCUGUGACAGCGACGAUAACACCUCUUUGGGGACAUUGGAGUUCGACCUGCUGUAUGACAGAGCCACAAGCUCCUUGCACUGCACUGUUCUCAAGGCCAAGGGACUGAAACCCAUGGAUUUCAACGGCUUGGCUGAUCCCUACGUAAAGCUGCACCUUCUGCCCGGAGCUUGCAAGGCCAACAAACUGAAAACCAAGACUGUGCGCAACACCCUAAACCCUGUUUGGAAUGAGACGCUUACAUACUGCGGCAUCACCGAGGAAGACAUGUAUCGAAAAACUCUAAGGGUGUCCGUGUGUGACGAAGACAAGCUGACCCAUAACGAGUUCAUCGGAGAGUCACGGAUUGCGCUGCGCCGUAUCAAGCCCGACCAGACCAAGCACUUUAACAUCUGUCUGGAGCAUCCGCCUCCUCUGCCCUCACCCACGGCAAUGAGCACGGCCCUAAGAGGAAUCUCCUGCUACUUGAGAGAGUGGGAGACAGAGCAACAGAGAAGCCUGGAGGAGAGAGGCCGUCUGCUGCUAUGCCUGCAGUACCUGCCACCGGCUGACGAGGAUGACGCUGAUGGUAAAGGCGAGACCAAGGAGAAGAACAGCGGCGGCUUGUGCGUGGGCGUCAAACGCUGCGCACACCUGGCCGCCAUGGACGUCAACGGCUUCUCCGAUCCCUAUGUUAAAACGUACCUCAAGCCAGAUGUUCAAAAGAAAUCCAAGCACAAAACUGCUGUUAUCAAAAAGACCCUCAACCCAGAGUUUAAUGAGGAGUUCUUCUAUGAAAUCUCCUUCUCAGAGCUUGCCACCAAGACGUUAGAGGUCACCGUUUGGGAUUACGACCUCGGCAAGUCAAACGACUUUAUCGGGGGCGUCUCCUUAGGGUGCCACUCGCAGGGGGAGACCCUGCAGCACUGGAUAGACUGUCUGAAAAACAAGGGCAAGAAAGUGGAACGUUGGCACACGUUGACCAACGAGCUGCCCGGCUCUAACCUGCAGGAAUGAAGUGUAUCUCUCAGAACUGAUACCCUGCUGUGACAACACGUCUGAAGAGGGCGGAUGAUGAAGGAAUCGGAUCAUCCCAGUCCCGUUUGGAGGAUUUUUUGCAUGACUGUCAAAGGCAAACGGCUGCCUGAUGUUGCGUCAUAAAGCAAAACAUGUAAACACAUUGAAAGACAAUGGGUUGAAUCACACAUCAAAACACUUGCCUGCACAAAGCUGCUUUUUAAUUCAUCCAUCCAUCCAUCCAUCCAUCCAUCUUCAUCCGCUUAUCCGAGGUCGGGUCGCGGGGGCAGCAGCCUAAGCAGGGAAGUCCAGACUUUCCUCUCCCCAGCCACUUUGUCCAGCUCUCCCUUGGGGAUCCCGAGGCGUUCCCAGGCCAGCCGGGGGACAUACUCUUCCCAACGUGUCCUGAAUCUUCCCUGCCCUAAACACCUCUCUAGGGAGGCGUUCAGGUGGUAUCCUGACCAGAUGCCCAAAACACCUCAUCUGGCUCCUCUCCAUGUGGAGGAGGAGCGGCUUUACUUUGAGCUCCCCCCAGGUGGCAGAGCUUCUCACCCUAUCUCUAAGGGAGAGCCCCACCACCCGGCGGAGGAAACUCAUUUCGGCCACUUAUACCCGUGAUCUUGUCCUUUCAGUCAUAACCCAAAGCUCCUGACCAUAGGUGAGGACGGGAACGUAGAUCGACCGGUAAAUUGAGGGCUUCACCUUUCGGCUCAGCUCCUUCUUCACCACAACAGACACACCGAUCCCCCUGUCGAUCUCACGAUCCACUCUUCCCUCACUCGUGAACAAGACUCUGAGGUACUUGUACUCCUCCACUUGGGGCAGGGUCUCCUCCCCCCUUUUCGGGCGAGAACAAUGGACUCGGACUUGGAGGUGCUGAUUCCCAUCCCAGUCGCUUCACACUCGGUUGCUUUUUAAUUACCCUUUUAUUUGGGAUGCUUGGCUAUUUUUUGAGGGUUUUAGUGUCAACUGAAAAAUCUGUUUACAGGUACUGUUAGGCUACAAACAGGUGGAGUACUUAGCUGAGGAACUUUGGAAAUAGUCGAUUGUUAAAAGUUAGGACAUUUUCAAUAACAGCAUUUUUACAAACAACAUAAUACAAAGCAUUUCGGUGAGAUUUACUGUGGUUAAGGGCAUAUACACAUGCAAAUGUACAUUACAAUGAUCUUAUUUUUGUGUCAAACAAAGACAAACAUGCUGGCUAGCAUUGUGAUGUAUUUCUAAUUUUUUUUUGUUUGCCAUAAUAGUAUAUUUGUUUUCUCUGAUUUUUCUUGGAUAAGAUAACACUUUAAAUAUUAUUUGGAUUCUUUUAAUUUUGAUUGAUUUUCUGCACAAGUAUUUUUGGUGCACAUUCACUAAAUUUCAUUUUACAUUUUAAAUUUUAAACCAAGAAGAACACAAGGAAACAUUAAAAUGUAUUCUUGUUUAUUCCCAUGUAUUAAAGGCCUACCGAAACCCACUACUACCGACCACGCAGGCUGAUAGUUUAAAUAUCAAUGAUGAAAUAUUAACAUUGCAACACAUGCCAAUACGGCCAGUUUACUUGACUAAAUUGCAAUUUCAAAUUUCCCGCGGAGUUUCUUGUUAAAAACAUCGCGGAAUGAUGACGCGUGCGCUUGACGUCACGGACUGUCAGGAAAUAUUAGCUCAGCACCAGUGACGGCUAAAAGUUGUCUUUUCAUCGCAUAAUUAGACAGUAAUUUGGACAUCUGUGUUGCUGAAUCUUUUGCAAUUUGUUCAAUUAAUAAUGGAGACUAUAAAGAACAAUGCUGUUGGUGGAAAGUGGUGUAUUGCAGCUGUCUUUAGCACUGAGACACAGCCGGUGUUUCUUUGUUUUUAACACAGAGCGGUCAAGCGAACAUGUUUCUCUACGUCAACCAGCAUGUUUUUCGAUGGGAAAAGUGUGAUAUAUAUCUUACCGGAGACGUCAUUGGAUUAUUCGUCCUCCUGCAGUAGCUAUUUAAAAGGCAGUUGUGAGCUUGGCUCCUCGGCUUCUCUCUGAAGACACUGCGUGUUCACCGCAGCCAUCCGACCUCGAGGUAUGUGUUUACAAUCUCACUAAAACACUAUUAAAACAAUAAGCAGACAAGGCAUCUUCCAGAAUUAUCCUAGUAAAUGUGUUUAAUUAAAUCUGAAACGCUCACACUGCCGCCGCCUGGAGCCGUCGCUUUUUAUUUUAUUUUAUUAUUAUUAUUAUUUUCUAGUCCUUCACUAUCAAUAUCAUCAUCCACGAAUCUUUCAUCCUCGCUCAAAUUAUUGGGGAAAUUGUCGUUUUCUCGGUCCGAAUAGCUCUUGCUGCUGGAGGCUCCCAUUAAAAACAAUGUGAGGACAUGAGGAGCCCUCACCCUUGACGUGACGUCAUCGUCUGCGACUUCCGGUAAAGGCGAGGCUUUUUUAUUAGCACCAAAAGUUGCGAACUUUUUCAUCAGUGUUCUCUACUAAAUCCUUUCAGCAAAAAUAUGGCAAUAUCCCGAAAUGAUCAAGUAUGACACAUAGAAUGGACCUGCUAUCCCCGUUUAAAUAAGAAAAUCUAAUUUCAGUAGGCCUUUAAAUUCACAACUUUUCCAGAACAUUCCAGCAUUUUGCAAACAAUAUUUUCAAGGUUUCUCUUUACUGGACGUGUUUUAAAACUGUCAUUGGUUUACAGAACAACACAAACAUUAGAAAAUGGUUCUAAAAGUGUAACAUUCUGCUGAACAACACCUUUUAUAAAAACGGAGUACUUGUUAAUGUAUGCUGAAUUUAUCGCAAUCAAAACAAAAAUGGUGGACGCAAUAAUUCCCCAUUUAAUGGUGGGCGGGGAGGAAUAUAGGAGAUGAUACUACUGUGCUUAAGAGUAUGGUUACAUUUUAAGCACGACCAAAAAUACAUUGUACAUGGUACAUUAAUAAGAGUACAUAGGAAUUACUUACAAACUUGCUCCUUUUUAAGCACAUACUCGCUGGUGAAGGUUAUUCUUCAAAAGGUAGUUUUGAACCGCGAAAGAGACAAGAGUUGGUGCGCAUGCGGGUUGAGCUACUUUAGAAGGUGACAUCGCCAUCUAUUGGCACGGCGUGCACAUUGCAGCCUUUCCAGAAUAAACCUCUGGGCAUUUUCCUUCCAUCCAUCCAUUUUUCUACUGCUUGUCCCUUUGGUUUCCUUUUCAUGUAAACAUACUCAAACUCAUUUGAUUUAAGUGCAAAUCAUGCAACAAAUAAUUGCAUUAAUUUAAUAAUCAUUCUAUUUGACCUUUCAUUAUUUAAAACAAAAAGCUUUUGCUACUAUAAUGCUUCCCAGAAUCUUCAAGUGGACAUUUUUGCGUCUUUUAUUCUGUGAAUGUUUCCUUGCAAACAGCAAAACCCAAUGAAAGAAUCAGUUCUUCCAUGUUAACGGCUUCUUUGUCAAAUGUUUUGCAUGCUUGAUGUCGCUGGAACUGACUUAAUGUACAAAAACGUGCUGCAGGAUGACCUGUUCCUAGUGGUGUUGUUCCCAAUUGCACUGAGAUGUAAUUCUCUUUUUAUCUGCCGAAUGAGGGUGUGGGUUGUGGAUGUUCAAAUCAUUAUUUUAAUUCAUUUUUAUGAACAGAGCACAGACUUUAUUGAUGGAUGGCAUUACUGAACUAUGAACUUGAACAGGCAUGCUGACAAAAUAUAUGUCACUAUAAAUACUGUGGUUUUUUUCUUGCUUUUUGGUUGUUUGUCUUCUAUAAAUGAGCAUGAUUUAUGUUUUUUUUUCUCAUAAAAUGUUCAUAUUGAUUUGC